Messenger RNA from Zophobas morio, 2051 nucleotides. Its product is annotated as zinc finger protein 142-like. Gene Ontology annotation, cellular component: nucleus. The transcript is spliced from 2 exons. Gene Ontology annotation, biological process: positive regulation of transcription by RNA polymerase II. The coding region runs from base 208 to 1974 and encodes 588 amino acids. NCBI's taxonomy places the organism in Eukaryota, Metazoa, Arthropoda, Insecta, Coleoptera, Tenebrionidae. The record is from RefSeq and is a predicted model, not a curated record.
AACACUGCUCCUCAUUUGGUUGUUCGAUGAAAUGAUCUUUAAUUUGCACUAAUAAAUUUGUAGCGAAAUUUGAGUAUCCCGGCCAUACGAACUUUCGUCCAUUCAACAAUUAGCACAUUCGUACGAUUGACCGUAAUCCCAACUUUGAGGUUAUGUUCACGGGAAGACUAUUUCGCACAGUUUUUUCCCCGAAUUAGGAAGCCAAAAAUGUCCUGUGGGUUAGUGGAAGCCCCCAUCAAAAUCCACGACUGUAAAGUGUGCCCCUACGUCACGUCGUCCCCUUUUCUCAUGCUCAACCACGUCAAGCGUCACCACUCAACUCUAACCCCAUUCAACUGCGAAAAUGCGACCAUUGAAACCUACUUCUGCAAGGAAUGUGACUUCCAUACGGAACUGACAAUCACUUUCAAACAACAUGUACAACGUCACACUAUUGUAAAACAACCUUUAUCAAAGGAGGAAUACACCAUUAAGAAUUUUAUUUGUGAAAAGUGCAACUUUGAAACCCACUUUUUGAUCAAGUGGCUGCGACACACCAUCACGUGCGACAAUAAAUGUGACCAGUGCGCUUAUAAAGGUAAAUACAAACACGACUUAAGAAGACACAAAAUCAUGAAACAUUUAACCGAAAACGAAAUACGUUGGUACCACUGCGACAAGUGUCCAUACAAAUCUAAACUGAAGUGUCGCUUAAAGUCGCACGUUUACAAUCAACACACUGAUGACACCAACAUCAAAUGGUACGAAUGCCAAAACUGCCCCUUUAAAACCAAGCAAGUAAUCAAUUUACGAAAGCACAUAAUUUCGCACCAUUUGGACGAAACGGAGGUCCAGUGGUACGAAUGCAAGGACUGCCCAUACAAAGCCAAACAAAUCGUUAAUUUAAAAAGCCACAUAAACACGCACCAUUUGGACGACAAGGACGUGAAAUGGUACGAAUGCAAAGACUGUCCAUACAAAGCGCGAAAACUCGCGUAUUUAAAAAACCACAUAAAUUCGCGCCAUAAGGACGAAAAGGACGUGAAGUGGCACGAAUGCGACCAAUGCUCCUACAAAGCCAAAGAAAGCUCCACGCUGAAAAACCACAUAAACGCGCGCCAUCUAGACGAAAAAGACGCCAAGUGGUACAAAUGUGACACAUGCUCGUACAAAGCUAAAUACAAAGCGUCGUUAAACAGCCACUUGAAUUUGUACCAUUUAGACGACAAAGAAGUGCAGUGGUACGAAUGCAAAGAAUGCCCGUUCAAAACCAAAGUAAAAAUGACUUUGAGAGGACAUAUAAACUCGCACCAUUUGGACGCCCAACACAUUAAAUGGUACCAAUGUAAAGACUGCCCUUACAAAACCAAAUUCCGGUCAAGCCUAAAAAUGCAUAUAAACGCGCGCCAUUUGGACGAACAACACGUUAAAUGGUACGCGUGCCAACACUGCCCAUACAAAGCUAAACAAAAUACCAAUUUAAAAAAACACAUAAGCAUUCACCAUUUGGACGCGCAGGGGGUUUGGCACGAGUGUAAGCAAUGCCCGUUCAAAACCAAAGUAAAAUGCCAGUUGGAGCGGCACAUUAACGGGUACCAUUUAGACGAGAAGGACAUCAGGUGGCAUUUAUGUGAAAAGUGUUCGUAUAAAACUAAGGAAAAACACUUAUUGAAUAGACAUAUUACCACUCAACAUUUGGAUUUGGAGGAUAUUAAAUGGUACGAAUGCCAGCAGUGCCCAUACAAAGCUAAACUGAAAUAUAGCUUGAAAAAGCACAUGAUCAGGCGACAUUUUGAGGAGCGGGACAUCAAGUGGUUCGAGUGCCAGAUGUGUUCGUACAAAGCUAAAGACAAUUCGAACUUAAAAAGUCACAUAAAUGCGCACCAUUUAGACGAGAAGGACAUGAAGUGGUACGAGUGUGUAAUGUGCCCGUAUAAAGCUAAACAAAACUGCCAGUUAAAAAAUCACGUAACGAAGCACCAUUUAAACGUUUAGUGUAUUGAAUGUUGAUUCAGAUUAAUUUAUUUAUUUUUGUUGUUGUGUCUGUAAAGUAUCAAACAUUGUUAAUAACU